AUGGAAUUUAAACCAAAUCAAAAUAAUAAUAUAUAAGAAACAAUUCCCCCAGAAUCCCUAAUAAUAUUAUUUUUAUUCGCCAGUUUAGGCCUAUCAGCUUUAAUCCGUGAAAUAAACAAAAAAACAGGAAUUCCAUACGCCCCAAUGUUAUUUGUAAUGGGUAUAAUAGUUGGAAAACUAGCCGACAAUAUGGGUAUAAUAGGUGAAUCAAUAAAUAAUAUUAAAAACAUAAACCCUUAAGGCAUUUUAAUGAUAUUUCUUCCUAUUUUAAUAUUUGAAAGUGGCUUUAAUAGUGAUUGGCAUUCCUUUAAGAAACAAUCAGGUUAAAUAUUUCUUUUAGUAUUUCCUUGUGUAUUUCUUUCAGCCUUAUUUAUUCUUAUAUCUAUAAAAAUAAUACUAUAAUACGACGAUACAUAUUAUUCGUGGAAAGGAGCUUUUAUGUUCGGAUCUAUUCUUUCUUGCACAGACACAGUUUAAAUAUUAGCUUUAUUAAAAGAAGUCGGAGCCAUAAAAAAAUUCAAGUCUUUAGUUGAAGGUGAAAGUCUUUUAAAUUACGGAACUUCAAUUAUUUUAUAUGAAAUUUCAACUAAAUUAUUUAAAAAUGAAAAUAUGAAUAUUUUUGAAAUUUUGAAAUUGUUUUUUACAUUGUUUUUUGGUGGAAUUUUUUUGGGAAUUUUUAUUGGAGUUAUAGGUUAAUUUUGGAUCAAAAAAAUACAUAAUGAUCCUAUUUUAACUGUAAAUGUGACUUUUAUUUCAUGUUAUUUAUGUUAUUUUUUUGCCGAAAAUAUAGAUUUUGGUUUCUAAAUUUCAGGUGUAAUGUCUUUAGUGUCUUUAGGUUUAUUUUUAUCUAUUUUUGCUAAACCAAAAAUUUCUUUAGAAGAGGAAAAAGUAGUCCUCAUUUUUUGGAAAUAUGUGGUUUUUGCAGCUGAAUCUGUCAUUUUUUUGCUCGCGGGAAUUCUUAUAGGAGUUUAAGUUUUGACAGAUAGUUCCCUUUUGUAUGAUAUAAACGGUUAGUAGAUCAAUGAUAAGUAAACUAUUAUCUUCGGGGACUACUUUAGACUAUUUGGUCUUUAUUUUUGUAUGCUUUUUAGUAGAUUUGCAUCUAUUACGUGUGUUGUGAGAUGGUUGAAGAAAUGGGGCUACGGGAUCACGUGGAAGGAGGUUUAUAUGCUUAGUUUUGGUGGAUUAAGGGGAGCUGUGGGUAUAUCCUUUGCCAUUAUAGUUGCAAAUGAUGAUUAUUAUCCUUAGAAAUUUCGAGAUAUUGUACUUUUCGAUAUGGCAGGGAAUGCGAUUUUAAGCUUGAUUAUAAAUGGGACUAUUACAGGUCCUUUAAUUAAGGGUUUAGGCCUAUGUGUGAAUUAUAAUAUAAGGGAAAAAGUGUAUUUAGGAUUUUUAUAGAACCUUAAAUUAGAGAGUGAGAGGAAGAUUUAAUUUCUGAAAGGAAAUUCUUACUUGAAAAUGGUAAAUUGGAAUAUUUUAAAAGACUUAGUUGGUUUAGAAGAUUUUCAUUUGAAAAUUAAGUAAAUUUAAGAAGAAGUUCAAAAAAGGGAAAAAGAAGAAGCCUUAGCUAAAAAAUUAAUUGGAAAAAACGAAAUAGUUUAAAUUGAAAUGGUAGAAAACUUAUUUUCGACAAAAGAUUAAUAAAAUUUAUAAUAACAAUAUGAGCUUUUAGAAAAUAGUGAUAAUGAAGAAAGCUCGGAAAUUCAAAAUUUAGAUAAAGACAAGAUUAUUGAAGCAAGAAAUAGAUUUUUAUUAGCCUUAAAAGGUAUUUAUUGGAUUUAAUAUGAAAAACAUUAAUGUAGUUCUAGUACUUUAUUACUUCUUUUAGAAAGCGUAAACUGGGAUUUAGAUGCUUAAAAUGAAAGUAUGAAUAGUUGGGAGUUUUUAUAUAAUUAUUUCCAUAAUCCAUAUUAUAUAUAGAUACUUUUUUAAUUAUAAGUAGUUCCUUUUUUCAGAAAUAAAACAUCCAAUCUACUUUUUAAUUAAAUUGCAUUUAUAUAUGAUGUAGUUACUACUUAUAUAGAAGCUCAUGAGACUGUAGAAGAAAUUUAGAAAGAAUUUCCUAUAUCAGAUUAAAUAAAGGGCUUGAUUUCAAAGGAAAGCUUAAAUAAUAGAACUUCUGGUCAUCAAUAUAUAGUUGAUUAUAUUAAAAUCUCUUUUCCGGAAAUUAAGAAAUAAACUUAAACGAAAAAAGCUGCUUUUUCUCUACUUGAAAAAUAAAUGAAAUUAAUUUAGGAUUCAGUUAGAUUUGGUCAUAUAGAUGAUAAAUAAUUUCUAGAGUAAAAAAAAAAUAUCGAAUAAUUACAAAUUUAGCUUGAAAAUAUACAACCUUCAUGGAAAUUGCCUCCAAAGAAAUAAUUUCUGAUAGAAUUUGUCCCUUUUUUUUAGAAAAUACCGGAAAAAAUUCUCGAUAAAAUAAUAGAAUAAAGUACCGAAAUAAUCAUAGAAAAAGACUAAUAUAUAAUAAAAGAAGGUUAAAAAGCUAAAUUUUUAUAUAUAAUUACAAGAGGCUGUGCCACAGAAACAUGUUCUAAGACAUUCUAUACAUAUAACGAAAAAAAAACAGUUUCUGAUGUACUUUUUCAUUACUAAUUAGUACUUUAAAAUAUGAGAUAUGUUAGUUCUUGUAUGGCAGAUGCUGUAGUAUACGUUUUAGCCUUUCCACUUGAACCUUUAUAAAAGGUGGCAAAGUUUAAUUUGGAAAUUGAAGAACUUGUUUGGUAGUAAAGUCUUAGAGGACUUUCAUAAAUGUUUUAUGAUUAACUUUAACCUUUGGGAAAUUUAAAUAAAUAAAUGUGUGAUGAAGUUAUUUAGAAUUCUUUUAUUAAAAAAUAUACUUCUAAGUAAAUUAUCGAUUGCUUUAACGGUGGAGUACUUUUAAAAGGAAUUGUAAAAGGUAGAGAUAUAUAAAAUGAAUUUUCUUUUAAAUUUUUUAAACCUGGAUAAAUUUGCUGGUGUAAGAAAUCCUUAAAUAACAAGUUUAAACCUAAAUAAAUAUUUCAAAGUUGA
Ichthyophthirius multifiliis is the source of this 3009-nucleotide messenger RNA. Its product is annotated as sodium hydrogen exchanger family protein, putative. The transcript has 5 exons. Gene Ontology annotation, cellular component: membrane. Gene Ontology annotation, molecular function: sodium:proton antiporter activity. Lineage: Eukaryota; Ciliophora; Oligohymenophorea; Hymenostomatida. The record is from RefSeq and is a predicted model, not a curated record. Gene Ontology annotation, biological process: proton transmembrane transport.